Molecule: messenger RNA, 959 nt
Organism: Caenorhabditis sp. 36 PRJEB53466
Lineage: Eukaryota; Metazoa; Nematoda; Chromadorea; Rhabditida; Rhabditidae
Source: the annotation of a GenBank genome assembly
AUGUUCAGACUUACCAUCUGCGCCACCCUCCUCGCUUUCACCGCUGCUCAGGUGCCAGGUACAGUUCAUUCUUCAUGCCCUAUUCCAUUAUUUUAUCAUUUUCUCUUAUGAUAACUGUCUCCUCCUUACCUUCUCAUUUCCAGUGGCUCCUCUGUACUCUGCGUGCAGUGCCGCUGUCGCGUGUGCCGCUCCGGCCGUCUGCCAGGCUUCGGUUUGUGUCCCGGUCGCUGCUGCUCCUCCAGUGAGUCAUCCUUCCCCUUAACCUCUUCUUCAUCUUCCUCUCUAGGUCUUUGCUGCUCCAGCUCCACUCCCAGCCUAUGCUCCUGCUUACGCUCCGGCUCCAGUCUAUGCUCCGGCCCCGGCCCCAGUCUUCGCUGCUCCACUCGCUUCCCCACCAGUGAUCGCCGCCCAGCCAGCCCUCGGAUGUGCCGCCCCGUGCGUUGGAGCCGCUCAAUGCGUCGCCGGAGCCUGCGCCUGCGCCAACCCGGCUAUCGCCUACUCGCCAGUCAUCGGAUGCCAGCCAGCCAUCCCAGUUGCCCCGGCUCCAGUUGUCGCCGGACGUCUCAUCCCACAAGCGCUCCCAGGAUCGCCAUGUGAGCCAGGAGUCGAGUGCACCGGAGGAUCCGUCUGCUCCGUCGGAGUGUGCCUCUGCCCACCAGAGCUCAUCCAGGAAGGAACCGUGUGCGUCGCCCGCACCAUCUACGGAGUCGUCCCGCCACCAGUCAUCCCAGUCGCCCCAGUCAUCCCAGUUGCUCUCGGAGCCCCAUGCGCCGCUGCUCCAGUCGCCAUCGCCGCCGCCCCAGCUUGCGUCCCAGGAGCCGUCUGCUCUGCCGGAGUCUGCCAGUGCGCCGCCACCUUUGAGCCAGUCGCCGGAGCCUGCGUUCGCAGACGUCUUUAAGAUGGUAGGCUCGCCAAGAUUCCAGGCGUAAAUUGCAUUGCUAAUUCAGAUUGACAACUAA